This is a messenger RNA of Cylicocyclus nassatus, 507 nucleotides long. The record is from the annotation of a GenBank genome assembly. NCBI's taxonomy places the organism in Eukaryota, Metazoa, Nematoda, Chromadorea, Rhabditida, Strongylidae.
AUGAACAGAGCAAAUCUUCUCUCAUCUCGACGAGUUAGAAGGGCUGUUCCUGCUCAGUGCAUACCAUCUCCUGAAGAGCAGUCCCAUACAGUUUCUGACAGUUUCUGCUGUGAUCCUACCUUUCCACUACUCAUAGAUAGGCAGCUGCGUACAACUGAUGGAAUCGGCGCGGUUAGCUAUAGUAUCCAACAACGCAUGCAGCUACGCUUUAACAGAUCUUUCGAAGCUAUCAUCUCGGACUCUGACUUCGUUCUCAAUACCUAUUAUUCCGGUGCCCGACAGUGCAAAUUUGAAACGGAUCGAUAUUUUGUCGUACUUUACGAAACGCCAGUUCAGUAUGACUUGAGCGACACUCACAGUGAAAAUUUUCUAGCUAGUUUUAGCAGCAGGGAUCCUCUUGGAUGGAAGCAAGCACCACUUGCUGCCGAAAGUGAAGCAAGUGUGACUGCAAGAUCCCGAGUUUCUUUUGGACCGAUGCGCUGCUGUGAGUGGAUGUUUGACGCUUAA